CCGGCGUUGGUCAUCAUAUUGAGCAAGGUAAGCGGCUCACACACCCGCCUCAUGACACCGACCUACCCUCUCCGCGAGACAAUUCAAUGCUCGCCUACCUCCGCGAGGAGUUCGACAAGGGUAGCGCGCUCACCGGCGAACCAUUCAACAUCCGGUACGAGCUAGGUAUGUUCCACCGGGACCUCUGCCAGCGACUCACGAUGUACCACUACCACCGCCUGCGCAGCGUCGGUCCCAUCACAAGACAAGUCGUCGCUGCACGAGCCAAUAGCCUCUGGGCGAGCAACCCGUCUCUCCGCCGCUUCGAGCAGCAGCACGAGACGGUACCAUGGGGCGUUCCCGUGCCCUUUCUAACCUUCCGGCUUCUCAGCUUUCUCCCGGCGCCCAUCGAGCCCGGCCCAGGGCUGGAGCGGUCGUGGGUCAGUCAGUUCCAGAUUGUCUGUAGUCCAAUCGCCCGCAUCGCCUACGUCCGGAUUAAGCCGGGCCGUGGUUAUACUGUGAACGGGAUGACGGUCGAGGAGGCGGAGUGGAUGAUUGGCGGGAUGAGGCUUCUCCACGUGGAAAUGCUGAGUAUCUUGGGGCUCUGUCGUCACCAACCGAUGUUCUGGUCGGGUGAAGAUUUGGCUGCGUUUGCGCAGGAUGUCUUUGAUGGUGCUGCGGUGAAAGGGAGAGUUCAUUUGGAUGCGAUCUCGAGUGCCAAGGAGCAUUGGAGGCUUAUCCGGGAGAUGGAAGGUGUUUGAUCUCCCUUUAGCUUUUUGGGCGGACUGAGAGAGAGCUUCAAUGGGAGCAUUUUGUCGUUUAUUAUUGCUUUCCUGAAUCAGGGUAGAUUUCUUCUAGUUUGUUAGUCAUGGUAGACUUUGGGUGGUCGAUGUUCAAGUAUCCAAUCAUUGUUUUUGUGUUUCAACUCUGAAAUAUGCACCCGCAAAUCGAAGAGUGCAAGCAUCCCAUUUGCUUGACUUGUCGCUAGAUAGGAAGUGGCAGACGACGAACAAAUAAACCGAAGUGGAGGUAGAAGUUCGAACGUGGAAUCGUUGUCUACCCCUGUCGCCAAUGCCGGACGGAUC
This is a messenger RNA of Colletotrichum acutatum, 1064 nucleotides long. RefSeq lists its product as uncharacterized. The record is from RefSeq and is a predicted model, not a curated record. NCBI's taxonomy places the organism in Eukaryota, Fungi, Ascomycota, Sordariomycetes, Glomerellales, Glomerellaceae. The transcript has a single exon. The coding region runs from base 87 to 740 and encodes 217 amino acids.